GUAUUAUAAAUUAUAAAUCUAAAUAUAAAUUAUAAAAUUGUAAUUAUAAAGCUUGUUGGAUAAUUGGCUUUUAAUCAUUUGUCUCAUAAAUACGAUUUUUUAAAAAUGAUUUUUUUUGUUUCAAAUUGAAAUGCUAUUGUUAUGUAAAACUAGAUUUCGUGUAAAGAAAAGAAAAAAACUCCCACUUUGGUUUGUUUAUAUCACCAUGGCCUUGGCCCAGUCUAAUUGCUCACAAUCAAAACUUGAACAUCAAGCGUUCUAAUUUUAACCCAUGACAUUCUCAUAUGGGUUAAUUUUUUUCAGCAUUUUAUACAGUAGCGAGCUUAUGAGUCUGAUUCACUACAAGCUUCACUACACAGCAAAUUUUGAGAUACCAAUUACAUUUAUAGCUCCAAAUUUGAAACCCAUGGAUUUAGUAGUUUUCAGAGGAUACUGAUUUGAUGUGAUUUGUAAUAAAUCACAAUGAUCACUUAAUCAAGUGUGUUUUCCUGCUGCUUUACUAAUGCGUCUUAUUUUAUUUACAUCUCAUAAACACUUUUAUCCAAAGCAACAGAAGUGCUUUACUGUUUUAUUGAAAAACAUCAUGUUAAUGCGGAGUCUAAAGAUGCAUAAGAAACUUCUUAAAGCAGAGGUCAGUGCAAAUAGACAGCACAUGUAAAGAAAUUCUGUUAAACAAAGAUGCUUUUAACAUGUUUGCAUGAUAUGACAAGUUUCUAUAUAUCAAAUAAUUGGAUCAGUAUUUAGUGUGAUCACCCUGUUGCAGUUCUCUCAGGUACACUGUCAUGCAGUUUUUUAGAGUUCAGAGUUCCUAGCAUCUUGGAGAAUCUGCUGCAGUUGUUCUGCGGGCUUUGUCUUGCAGAAAGCUCUGAUUAUGUUUUUAUCUGAAGAGUCGUCUAUUACUUAAUAGCCUCCUUUCUUUAACGACAUACAAACAAUUUCUCAGUAAAAUGAAUUUUUGGAAAAUAAAUGUUUGGACAUCUAAAUUUUACCCUUCUCCACUGAAGCUCUUACUAUACAUAAGAUAUAAAAACAAAAAUUUGAGGCAAAAUUUAUCAAAGAAUUAACAGGUGCCUAAGACAUUUACACUUUACUGUACAUUAGUUUACAUUAAAGUAAUUUUUAAGUCAGAUCACUUUUUCUAUAUUUGACAAAGUUCCCUUUUUGUUUUGACAAUCUAAAAAAGUAUCUUCUCCAGAAAAGAAAUGCUGGUUUCUGGCUCAGGCUCUGUAAACAGGAGAAACACUUCAUAAACCUAUCAAUGUCCACCAUGACCACCAACAUCCAACCAAUCAGGUCAAGACAAUGUCUCUAUUUCCCUGUCUAUACAUUAUGUUGGCUGUCAGUUCAUUUACAAUAGCGUUGAGACCUUUGAGCCUUGUUUGGUGCAUGACUUUAGCAUGAACCCUGGACUGAAUCUGUUUGGAUUUAGAGGUUCAAAACAACUAGCAUCAGCUAGCUUCACUGAUUAUAUCUUUAAUACACAUAAGACAUAGAAGACUGUUCAAAUUCUUGUCUCUUCGUAGGGUGUUGGAUUUGACCUUUUCCAUAUGGUAGAGAAUUUAUUUUUGGUAUCACUGUUUUCAAAGCGGACAGCUACAGGAUACCAGUGGAGGGAACAAAGCAGUGGAGAUCCCUUUUUUAGAUAGAAAAAAGUGCCAUAUUUCCAUUAUCAGGAAAUAAAGAAAGAAAUAUAGUGUAGGGUUUGGAGAGCACAUGGAAGUCUUUGUAAGCCCAUGUGGCAGAUAAUCCCUUCUAUCCUUUAUUUCGUCUCGUCAGGAAAGACACACUAACUGUUGACAAGUACUUAGAGGUCAAAUGAGGUUACUUUUGGUGUAGUAAGUUUAUAUGGGGUUAUUGUUUUAGAUUUAGGUGAUUUAUAUACAUUACAGUUAUUAUUAUAUUCUAUUCCCCAACUCGGGUAGUCAUUUCGUGCAGUUUGAUAAAGAUUAAUCUGCUCACGGAGCUUAGUGUAGCCUAAUUGGCUCUCAGUCGUGUUAAUUCUUACUCUGCAGGUUCCAGAGAGUGGGUACAACCAUGAGCUCACAGCAUCUUAAGCACCUUUCUGAUCAAUAUAUUACCACAUUUAGGUGGAGAUUGACAGGAAUGAAGGAUUAGCUAUCUGGAUGGCAGAGAGUGGUGGAAUGAAUGAGCUGAGUAAAUUUGGAUACAGAGGGAUAGAGUUCUCAUUGCAAAGGCAGAGGAGUUCUUCUGUCACUCAUACACACUCUUUUGAUCAUGAGACCUGGAGCAUUUUUCCUUUUGCUGUUUCUGGGGUCAUCAUUUGGGAUGUCCACUUUAAUUCCAGCUGUGGAAGUGAAUGAAAUAACAUCAACGGAAAUGACAACAGAAGUGACAUCAGUGGACCAAGACCAAGGGAGUGGAUUGCUGGAAGAUGAGCUGACAGAAAUAUACUGGUCUGGGACAGCACCUAUUUGUUUGGGAGGAUGCAGGGGACGACACCGGGAGCUCAAGAAGGACAGGUGUGGAGAUUCAAGUUGCUGCUGGCUGGGCUACAAGUCUCUCUGCAGGGUGAACUGUGGUGUGCCAGAUGUGGACUUUAAUGGGGUGGUGAAUGGAGAUGACUGGUGGGUAGGCUCAGUGGUGCGGCACGAAUGCAGGCCGGGAUUCAUGCUGGUUGGAGAACCAACACGCACCUGUCAGUCUAAUGGAAAAUGGACUGCUAAGCCAUCAUGCCUCAGAGUGUGUCGUCAGGGCCGGGUAGAAAUCAGUGAGAGAGACAUUGAUGAAGCGUGCACCUCCACCUGCCCAUCAAAAAAUGUAGUGUCCAUUAAACAUGGCUGUAGUUUCAUCGACCACUGCAGGAUCAAAGAGUCAGGCUGGAAACGCUGGUUUACACGCUGCACACACUGCGAGUGUGAUUGCUUCAUGCCCUGUGCAUCAGCAGGAUAGGGGACAUCCUUCUGUCCCUUCACUUUCAGUUUGACUUCAUCCUGUGAGUGAUAAAUACAUCCACACCAAGCACUGAAACAGAACUCCAAGUGAUCUAUAUAUGAUGACUACACAACAAACCUUUAAACAAACCUUUCUAACCUUUGAAAGAGACAAUCAAAACUGGACCAAAAAAUGCCACCAGGAUGCACGCUAUAUAUAUAUAUAUAUAUAUAUAUAUAUAUAUAUAUAUAUAUAUAUAUGUAUAUAUAUACAGUACAUGUAAACUCAAAGCCAUUUUGAGACUCUGAGAUCUUAGACAUUUUCAUAAAACAGCAGAAUAAGUUCAUAUAAAAGUAGGGUAUGCAAAUCUGGCACUAUACUGCCUUCCAAAAUAACCUCUAAUGUAUAAUUCCGUCUUCGGUCUUUGGGUCGCACCUUCUACCCGAAUGACACCAAGCUAUAUGCUGAGACGGAAAAUAGAUAGCCUUAAGGUAGCUGCUACUUUUUUUUUAUUUUAAGAUAUGUAACAUAAUUUUGUCAAUUUUUUAUAGCUAACAGUAAUUCAUGUAUUGUCUACAAAAGGCUACUCAACAAUUCAAUGCAGUUUGGGUGAUUAUGGGUAUGCAUUAUGUCCAACUAUUGCUUUAAAACCUGGUCCCUCCAUCUGGCAAGGAUUAAUCUUACUGACCUGGCCUUAACUUGCUAUGGAGUUGAACUCUUAAUCAUGGUACUUACAUAACAGGUCUGUUCUAUUUCCCCCUUACAAUAUUGUGGUCAGGGUUGCACCCUGUUUAAACCUCUCUUUAAUUUUUUUUUUUUUACAAAUUUGUUAAAGUUUUUAAAAAUCAGGAGCAAUGUUAUAGUUCAGGAUGAUAAUACUAAUGCUAAUUUUUUAUCGUAUAUUUUUUGGUGGUUGUGUGGGGAAGGAGGUAGGGGUUGGUGGUGUUAAAUUGGAAUGGUAGGACACAACAAACAAUGUAAGUUCUGUAUAGAUAAAUUUUUCCUUCUUUCCUAAAUGCAUGCACGCACAUACAGUACUGUGCAAAAGUCUUAGGCACCCUAUUUUCUUUUUAGUACGAACUUUAUUAUAGAUUUUUAUUUUAUGACUUCUGCAUUAUUGAUUCAGUACAAAAACCUUUUAGAUUCCAAACAUUAGUUUUCCAGCACUAAAUGAAAUGUUACAGAAAAAUGUUUGUAUGUCAGUAAGAAAGCUGCAUAUUACAUAAGAGACACUUUUCAGACAAAAAACAUAAUGAAGGCUGCUGGGUUUUGCUGCAGAAAUAACAAGCAAGUGUGACAGUCAAAGUCUCCAGAAGAACUGCGGCUGCUUCUGCAAGAUGCUCAGUAAAACAUUUCCUUAUAAAACUGCACACAUUGCACCUGAGACUACUAUUUUUUUUUAAGCGAAUCAUCGUCACACCAAAUAUUGACUUUGUUUCAUUUCUUACUGUUUACUUCACUUUACAGUAUUUUUUAAAUGUAGAAACAUUUAAUUUCAUUAUUUUUGAAGGCGUCUUUGCUCUACAGCAUUUCUCUGCUCAUGUGCCUAAGCCUUUUGCACAGUACUGUAUACACCCUCCACAUAAAUUAUAACAACAUACAUAUACUGUACAUAUGCAACAUACAAUAUAAAUACACAAGCCAUGUUAUAUUUAACUCUUACAGACACAGUAAGGAUUCAUCAUAGUGUUGGGUGUAUUUUGCAAAAAUGUCUGAAAUAAUAUUUCUUGCCAAUUCCCAGUUGCUAAAACAAAUUCCCAGUUAAGCAGUAAAAUAGAAGCAGAGCCUAAAGAAAGUCUUGUGAGCAUUACACUUUGUAUUCUCCAGUCUCUUUUCACAUAUUAAUCCUAACAGUCCAGUCUUUUACAGUGCAGUGGUAGUUGAGGAGCCAUCAUUACUCACCUACAGUCUCUAAUUAACAUAUUAAGCUCUGGUUAACACUUUCUUUUAACCACACAUGUCUUCACUUCCUGUUUUUUUAAGCCUUUAUUUUAUCCCCUUUGUAUAAAUCAAAGUCCAAACCCCUGACACUGACUGAGGAGUAGUUGUGACACUAGGAUGACCACUAGGAUGGCCUCUGUGCGACAUGAGAUAUAAACUGUCAAAUAAAUGGUUGAUAUGGGCUUCUGUGGUUGUUUUUUCUUUUCUGUCUUUCUUUCUAUCAAGAAUUAUUGCACUCUUGCACUACCUGAAACAGUCAUGCAGAACAUAUUAGGAUAUAUUCAACAGAAUGUAAUAAAUUACCACUAUUAUUUAUUAAUUUAACCUGUUUAAUGCAAGGUUUUUAAGGAAAGCUCUAAAGUAUUUAGACCCUUUCUUUCUAUGAAAUAAGCUAUAAACUAAAUUGUAUAUGGUCCUGUUAUGAAUAUUUUCAUGUGGGUGGUGUAAUUGGUCACAAGAACAAAGCCAGAAAGAAGAUAUAAUUUUUUAAAUGUUUUAUCAUCAUGCAAUUAUUUUAUCCUACAAUUAUAGCAAUUGUUAUUGGGUUAACACAGUGGCUUAUUGUUUAUACAUUAUUGGCUAUUGAUAAUCCCUGUUGCACAAAUUAUAAUUACUUUUAUACCCAAAAGUAAAAUGAUACUAUGUGAAAAUUCUGUUUAAGCUUUGCUUUGCUGUUAUUUGUUUGUACAUUAAGGAAAAUUGUAUUGUUUAAAUGAUUGGGUCUGGUUGAUCGACUAAUGCAAAUUGUAGUUUCCCAAAGGCACAACUGUGACCGAGAAUAAAACCUAAAAU
Pangasianodon hypophthalmus (striped catfish) is the source of this 5625-nucleotide messenger RNA. Its product is annotated as sushi, von Willebrand factor type A, EGF and pentraxin domain-containing protein 1. The coding region runs from base 2236 to 2910 and encodes 224 amino acids. Lineage: Eukaryota; Metazoa; Chordata; Actinopteri; Siluriformes; Pangasiidae. The transcript has 5 exons. The record is from RefSeq and is a predicted model, not a curated record.